GCUUCAUUGUACGUACAGCCCUGGCAACUUGAGCAAAGCGGCUGCUUUAACCGACGCCAUAGCUGUGGUAAACAACAUGUGGACAACUCGGGGACGGCAAUCGGCCACCAGUCUUGCCUUGCAAGCUUCUCGUCGCUUGGCGAGAGACAGUCGAGCUGUCGGAGCUCCGUGGCGAAGAUCUUAUGCCAGUAAUGGCAACCAGGGAACUUCUUUGCAUUGGUUCCGGAACUCACUGUGCGUGGCUGCCUUGGGAACCGCUGCGUAUUUGGGCUACGAAUAUACUAGCUCCAAUCGCAAUGACAUCGAAUCCCCAGUAGAGCACGUGAAAGACCUCACAAACGCCACCGAAGACUUCGGCUCGCAAUUCGCGCAGAAGAAACGAAGUGUUAAAAGUCCCGGUGUCUAUGUCUGGGGCACAAAUGCCUACAAAGUUGUUGAUCCGAGAUCGAAAGACGCUGUCGUCAAAACUCCUCGGAGACUUGCUUACUUCGAUGGCCAGGUGCUAAGAGACCUCAAGCUUGGCGAGAAGUCCGGCGCUGCCAUCACUGAGAACGGCGACUUGGUGCAAUGGGGCAAGGGCUAUUCAGAAACCGACUACAAGCCUACUCCAACCCUGACUGGCAAGAACCUUACCUCGCUCUGCAUGUCCAAUGAUCGCCUCAUCGCGCUAGCAUCGGACGGCUCUGUCUAUUCACUUCCCAUCGCUAAGGAAGACCAGCUGGCAGGCCACAAACCCAGCGAGGGGUCCUGGAUGCCUUUCUGGUCCGGAUCGGCCAGUGUGAGCUAUCGUAAGCUGCAGCCUAGCUUGAAGAUGGGCGAAAGAGUCGCGGCGAUCAGCGGUGGAAUCGAUCAUGCCCUACUACUUACAAGCUCGGGUCGCGUCUUCUCGGUUGCGUCUUCAUCGGAGAACUAUCCAUCUUUCGGUCAACUCGGCGUACCGGGGCUGAAGUGGGCGACUCGACCUAAGGGACCGGUGGACAUGUGCCACGAAGUCAGCACCCUGAAGGGAUCCAAGAUCAUCCAGAUCGCGGCCGGCGACUACCACUCUCUGGCCCUUGACGAUAAAGGAAAUGUGUAUGCCUUUGGUGACAACUCUUUCGGCCAAUUGGGAAUGGAAUUUGACCCGUCAUUCCCCUUCUGCGACAGGCCCAUCAUGAUGCCUAUCAGGAGACUCUAUCGGGGCGCAUACCUCCCCAAGGCCACUCGAAUUGCUGCUGGAGGAGCUAAUAGCUUCGUUGCUGUGGAUGCACAAAGAGUGUUGGGCUCAAACGAAAAUCCUUCCAAUGUUCGCGACCUGGGCCGUGUCACGGUCGAUGUCUGGACAUGCGGGCGGGGAAUCUGGGGUGCUCUGGGUACUGGAAAAUGGACUCAUAUCCAGGAUUCCCUUACGAAGGUAAAAUCCUUGAGUGGACUUUUUGAAUACGAUGAGCGCUUGAAUGGGCUUGCGCCCAUCCGCAUGCGCGAUAUUUCCGUAGGUACAACACACGUCUCGGCAGUAAUGGACAACAAAACGCAGAUGGAUGCCGCUACUACGAAUUCCUUGGAUGAAACGAAUGCCUGGGGCUACGAUGUCCUAUGGUGGGGAGGCAACGAGCACUUCCAACUCGGCACCGGCAGGCGUAGCAACUCGUCCAAGCCGAUUUACAUCAAUGCACCUGCUGAGGGUAAGCGUGAAGCUGAUAAGCAGGAUGCACGGCUUCAGAUAAUGCCUCGUCACAAGGGCAAGGUCGGGAGUCGGACGGUGAACAUGGAACAACGGGUGGAGUGUGGGCGACACAUUUCGGCGAUAUAUUCUGGGGUAUGAAUUGCUGGUUUUUACAAUGUAUGAUAAAAAUAAGGGAAUUGGCAAAAAUAGCGGUCAUGUAUAUUACUAUGCAGAUUUUCUGUGGAAUUUGGUUUGGGAAAAGCAAGUCUCAGCUUGAAGCUAU
This is a messenger RNA of Aspergillus saccharolyticus JOP 1030-1, 1928 nucleotides long. RefSeq names its product RCC1 domain-containing protein. The transcript has a single exon. Gene Ontology annotation, biological process: mitochondrial respiratory chain complex III assembly. The record is from RefSeq and is a predicted model, not a curated record. Lineage: Eukaryota; Fungi; Ascomycota; Eurotiomycetes; Eurotiales; Aspergillaceae. Gene Ontology annotation, cellular component: mitochondrial inner membrane. Bases 77 to 1804 code for a protein of 575 amino acids.